Messenger RNA from Phacochoerus africanus (Common warthog), 1819 nucleotides. It is a transcript of the gene TMEM86B, whose product is annotated as transmembrane protein 86B. The coding region runs from base 724 to 1401 and encodes 225 amino acids. The transcript is spliced from 3 exons. The record is from RefSeq and is a predicted model, not a curated record. Gene Ontology annotation, cellular component: membrane. Lineage: Eukaryota; Metazoa; Chordata; Mammalia; Artiodactyla; Suidae.
ACUUCCCAGACUCAUGCGGCACCUGGUCCUGGGAGCCGUCCCCCGUCCAGACAGGCUGCAGAAGGCGGUGAGUGGGCUUCCACACCCCAUCCCCCUUUGGCCCACCCCUCACCUGCCCUGCUGUGUGGCAGGAGCCACGUCCCCGAGCCCUCUCCCCUUGGAGCAGCCAGCUAGGCCAGACAGGUGGGCGCCCAGUGGGUCCAGUGCGAAGGUGAAGUACUGGCCACCAUGCAGGGUAAGCUUCACUGGCGCGCCGGCCGGCUGGCACCACCACCAGCUCCAGCUCCUGUCACUGAGCAAGUGUUUGGUGGAGGAGGGAGGCUCGGACUGUCCCUUGGAUCCGGCAGGGUGUCCUCCCCUCCGCUCCCCUGUUGCUCAUGAAAGGGCAGGCGUCAGAAUGUUGCAGAUUUUGCACCCAGGUCCCUUCUGACUGGCCUGGCGCAGGGCAGUGGGAGGGGCGUGUACAGCCAGGGCCCUCUAGGCAGGGAGGAAGCGAGACAGAGGGAGUGGGGGAGGAGGGACCCCUGGGUGCCAGUGGGCACCGUAUCAGCAGGUGCCAGGCAGGGCCGUCCCCAGGGCAGGAGCAGCAUCUCCCUGGGCCCUGUUAUCAGUCGCAGAGUCCACAGGACGCUCCUCGGGUUAACGAGUAACCACACACCAUCUCCUCCACCCCCAAGCUACCCGUACCCACUUGCAGGCCGUUCUCAGGGGUCACAGGCUGACAUGGACCCCGGGAAAGAGGGCCUGCCCCGAAAACCUCGCUUCUCAGCUCAACUGCACGUCGGCAAGUGGCUGAGCCCCUUCUUCUUCACCUGCGCCGUCUACUUCCUCCUCUGGAUCCCCGAUGACCAGCCGUCCUGGGUCGGCGCCCUGGUCAAGUGCCUGCCCGUCCUCUCCCUGGUGGUGUUUCUGCGGGCCGCGGACGCCGGCAGGGGCUACAGCGCGCGGCUGCAGGGGGCCCUUCUGUGCUCAGCUGUGGGGGAUGCCUGCCUCGUCUGGCCCGAGGCCUUCCUCCAUGGCGUGGCCGCCUUCGCCGCGGCCCACCUGCUCUAUCUCUGGGCCUUUGGCCUGACGCCCCUGCAGCCCGGCCUCCUGCUCCUGGUCAUCCCGGCCGCUCUCCCGUACUACAGCCUCCUGCUUUGGCACCUCCCGCCCGACCUGGUCCUGCCCCUGACGGCUUACUCCUUGGCCCUGGCCACCAUGCUGUGGCGUGGCCUGGCCAGGGGCGGGAGUGCUGGCUGGGGCGCGCUGCUCUUCACGCUUUCGGAUGCCAUGCUGACCUGGAACGCCUUUGCCCAGCCCCUGCCCCACGCCCGCCUGGUGGUCAUGACCACGUAUUAUUCCGCCCAGGUCCUCAUCUCCCUGUCGGUCUCCCAGAGCCCCAAGCUCAAGCCCAACUGACAGGGCGCUGAGGCGGGCAGGUGUUUGCCCCUCUCCUCCUGCAAGGCCCUGGGACCCCCAGAGCAGCAAGGCCAGAGAAGCACCGUCGAGGGCGAAAGUCAGGCUCCCAGACAACUCUCUGCCGGGGCCCGUCCAUGCGGAGACAGAACCGUUUGCGGAAAUGGGAAUCCCCCGCCUUCCCACCACCUCCCCUCGGUUCUGAGUCUGGAUUCCAGGCCCACGGUGGGCCCCCUGUGGCCCCAGGGGGCCGCGGCCAGGCCUGCGUCUGCUCUCUGGCCCUGAUCUCUUUUUCUGUUGCCUCGGUAACGUGGGCGUCGGAACGUCAACAUCUCUGUUGUUUGGGGAGGGUUGCGGGAGGAGGAGGUGAUCCCAGGAACAGCAAAUGGUCCUUUUCCCCCAAAAUGUACCAUUUUCAGCA